AUUUUAUUCAAGCGAACGCGUCAUCAUAAGGCUUCGAUAUACUGCAAGGCGUGGACUCCGAUAGACCUCAUGGCAACGGGAGGCAACGACAAAACGGUCAAACUCAUGAAAUUCAAUCCGGAAACGUCGAAUCUCGAGGGUCAAGAAAUGGAAUUGUCCGUGCACGACGGAACGGUGAGAGAUUUGUGCUUUCUAGAAGACACGUCGAGCAAAUCGAGUUUGCUCAUAAGCGGCGGAGCGGGAGGUUGUAAAAUUUACGUCACUGAUUGUGCCACGAGAAGUCCGUACCAAGCUCUCGCGGGUCACGGAGGACACGUAUUAUCAUUGUACAACUGGGACGGAGCCAUGUUCUUAUUCGGAAGUCAAGAUAAAACGGUUCGAUUUUGGAAUUUGAGAGUACGCGGAUGCGUUAACAUGGUUAACAUGGUCACGGCUCCCGGAAACAGGGGUUCACCUGUUGCUGCCGUUUGCGUCGAUCCAUUCGGACGACUCCUGGUAUCCGGACAUGAUGAUUCCUCGUGCGUUUUGUACGAUAUUCGCAGCGGGAGAAACGUUCAAUGUUUCAAACCUCAUUCGUCAAACAUAAGAUCGAUAAGGUUUUCACCGAGCGCUUAUUACCUGCUGACCGGAGGAUAUGAUAACAAACUCGUGUUGACGGAUUUACAAGUUUUUUAUUAUUAUUAUUACUGGGAUUUGACGUUGCUGCUUCCCAGCGUCGUCGUCGCUCAUCACCAAGACAAAGUUAUUUCCGGAAGGUGGCAUCCGGCAGAAUUUUCAUUUUUGAGCACGAGCGCCGACAAGACGUGA
This is a messenger RNA of Pediculus humanus corporis (human body louse), 807 nucleotides long. RefSeq names its product WD-repeat protein 51A, putative. The transcript is spliced from 3 exons. NCBI's taxonomy places the organism in Eukaryota, Metazoa, Arthropoda, Insecta, Psocodea, Pediculidae. The record is from RefSeq and is a predicted model, not a curated record. The annotation marks the transcript as partial. Gene Ontology annotation, molecular function: protein binding.